Molecule: messenger RNA, 2328 nt
Organism: Prorocentrum cordatum
Lineage: Eukaryota; Dinophyceae; Prorocentrales; Prorocentraceae
Source: the annotation of a GenBank genome assembly
UUGGAAGCGAGGACUAGUUCGUAGGGUACAAUUUGCAUUUCGCCAUCAUUGGGUUAGGAACAGGUCCGCUAUGUGACACAUGUGUGAUUGACACGAAUUCCGAAUCAGCAGUGCUCUAAUCAAGCAAUGGCUCCGGAUGAUGGCUCACGUUGGCAUGCGUUGCUUGAUUUGGUUGCGCAUCCCCCCCGCCACAUAACACAGAAUUGCACAUGGCAAAUGCCAGCACUAUCCUUGGAUUGUUGCUGUUGUACGCAGCAGCCGCAGAGCUGUCGACUGUAAGAACAGAGCAUGCGCCAUUGGACACAUACACUCUGUGCGACUUUUUGGCGAAACUCAACGUCCAUGAGCCCUUUAUGUUUAGAGAUUCUGUUCCCGCGGCUCUCAGAGGAUUGGAACCUCGUUUAGUGGAGCUCGCAGGUGCAAACACAGCGGUGAAUGUUCAUGCCAGUGAUAAUGGUUUCACCGGCCCAAACAAUUAUGAUCAUGAGGUGAUGUUCGAAACCAACAUGGCUGAUUUAGUCAGGCUGCUGCAACUGAAGCAACAUCACGAUUCAAAUCUUAGUUUCUACGCAGCUCAGGCGGUUCUCCCAGAAGGCUUGCGAGACUACGUGACGGCAGCAUUGCCUAGGUGGCUACCGUUUCCAAUCGAAAGCGCUCGCCUUUGGAUCAAAGCUCCGGGGGGCUUAGGUCAGGCCUUGAUGCACAGGGACGAUAAUCACAACGUCAUGAUGCAAUUGAAUGGGACGAAAACUUUUCAACUCAUCCCGCCAUGGCAAAGCUAUCUGGUAAAGAGCCGCCGCGAGUUGCGGUACCUUGCUAUAAACGAUCACUGGCGUUGGCGGGCUAAGAGCAGUAUACCAAAGAUGCAGAAGUCGUGGUCCAGCAUGGGAGGUGAUGCGCCAGGAAGGGCAAAUUUGAGUUCAGCAUCUCGUAUGAUUGCCACUUUGCAUCCUGGCGAUAUCUUGAUCUUGCCAAAGCAGUGGUGGCAUACAACUACACACAACCAAGAAGAAGCAGCUGUUGCAAUUAACUUUUGGUUUCACAGUCGGAAUCCAUUUGAUUUGUGGUGGUGGACGCUGGAUGAUCGGCAUCGCAAAAAACGUGAAGAGCAGUGCCAUACAGCUCAUCCCAAAUAUUCUGGACUCCAUAAAGAUACCGAGGCUGAUGGGCGACUGAGCGCUGCGAGAAAGCGCUUACAGAAACGGGUGAUCAAAACUGCCCCGUGGCUCCGAGCAAGAUUUUUGCAUACGGUCGCGGACCCUAGUCAGCCACACCUGUGGCACACUUCAAGCGCUUUUACCGUGCAAGCAACCAACGCCACCUCGGAAAACGAUUGUAUCCGCUGGUCUUUCGAUGCAGGAGCGAGCCUCAAGGCUAGGCUUGUCGAGGGGGGCCGUGGGCAGGGACUUGAUUUCUCUCAGCUCUUGCGGAUGAUGGCGCUACGUCAUACCAAGAACGGGCACUCGAUGUGGAAGGUUCUGAACACCAAAUAUUUAGAAUUGUUUGAUGGUUUGGUUGCCCAAUCUGUUCAAAGCUGGCUCCCCAAAAUGCUUGCCGCUUUCGAGGGCAACAUCCGAGGCAAGGAGUCUCUUGGUGGCGAGAUCCAGCGCGGACUGGAGAAGCUUGACAAGUACCUCGGAGGGAAUCGAUCUACACAUGCAGCUAGUGAAGGUAGUUUCUGGGGCCUCUUUGGCAAUUGCGAUGCAAAGGACGGUUUGCUCCAGCCCCGUUGUGAAGCUGCAUACCGGAUUGCCCUUACAUCAAUUCAGUCCGCUGUUCGAUGCCAUCUAGUUCCCUGCAGCGACAGGAAAAGUCCAGAUGCACAGAUGCGCCAGAGCACUGAGUUAUAACCAUGAGAAGUGCAUGAGUGUUCGAUCUCAUCGCACCCGUGUACCCAGACGGUUGUUUGGAAUGUUCUUUUGCCGUUGCCGUUGCGGCCUGAGUGAUGUUUCGCGUCAUGGUGAAUACAUAUGUCCUCGCGUGUUUGCUUGGCGUGGGUCUGUGUGUAUCGUGUGCACGUGUGUCUGCCGUGUCAUCAUCGCCAGUUGUUGUACCGAGUUGGCGCGUAGUUUUGCUGCACGAGCUGUGAGGGCAUAGCGGCAGGCACCCGCAAAUAGCAGAGGGCACCAUUCCCGCUCGCAUUGCAGACAUUGUUUGUUGCACGUUGUGUCUCCAUGCUGCGAGGCGCGUAGCUUUGCAGAAGUGUGAGGUGACAGUGGCAUACACCCGCAUAUAGCAGGGGGCGCCCAUUGCCGCUCGCACCGCAAACAUUGCCUGCUGCAUGUUGACUCAGCUCAACAGAAAAGGUCCCACUUAAGAAGACCCGAG